Molecule: messenger RNA, 1007 nt
Organism: Triplophysa rosa
Lineage: Eukaryota; Metazoa; Chordata; Actinopteri; Cypriniformes; Nemacheilidae
Gene: isca2
Product: iron-sulfur cluster assembly 2
Exons: 4
Coding region: 30-527 (165 amino acids)
Biological process (GO): iron-sulfur cluster assembly
Cellular component (GO): mitochondrion
Molecular function (GO): iron ion binding; 4 iron, 4 sulfur cluster binding; 2 iron, 2 sulfur cluster binding
Source: RefSeq, a predicted model, not a curated record
AUGGCGCAAUACUGUUUGCUUUACAGAAGAUGUCAUUUGCUCGAAGGCUACUUGCAAGCGUCCCUAAAAGUGCAUCAUUUUACCUUCUCAAUGUGACUUCAUCCAGAGGUCAUGCGGUGAGAAGAUGGCCAUCUCUCAUCUCCCCUCUCACAUCCACUGUGCACUACAGCAGCGUCUCUCUAAACGCUUCCAGCACAGCUGGUGACAGCAUUAAUCUCAGUGAAUCCUGUGUCAAGAGGCUUACAGAGAUUAUAAAUAAGGGAGAGUAUCUGAGGAUAACGGUGGAGGGAGGCGGAUGUUCAGGUUUCCAGUAUAAAUUCUCAAUGGACAUAGUCAAAAAUGAAGACGACAGAGUGUUUGAAAAAAAUGGUGUUGGAGUAAUAGUUGACCAGGACAGUCUGGAGUUCAUGAAAGGAUCCACAGUAGACUUCAAUGAAGAGCUCAUUCGCUCUUCUUUUCAGGUGUUGAAGAACCCUAAGGCUGAACACGGCUGCUCAUGCGGUUCGUCCUUCUCUGUUAAGGUCUGAAGCGCUGUAGGCCUCUCCAUCAAUUAGAAAUGAUUCAACUUAUCCAAAGUGUCAAUGCAUGUGUACAGAAUCAGUCAGACGCAUCAUUCACAUAAAACUAUGAUGAAGUUAAGAGCCCAAAGCUGUUUGGUUGGUGUGUUGUAUAUAAAGAUGAAUGUAAAUAGAUUUCUAAUAAAGUUAUAAGAUUAUAUGGAUUUGCGUUGUGUAGAGUGUUGUUAUCCGUUUAUUCCUAAAAUAUUGCUAUCACUGUCUAAGCUGUAAUAAACAAAAUCAGUGUUCAAAACUGUAUCUCCCUUUCCCUGAUUCACAAUGGUAAGCUGAUAGUAAUGACUCAGAAGUUGAUUUGUCAAAUCCGUUUUUAAGAAAAAUGUCAGUUUGACAUCACUGAACCUCAAAUAGCAUAAAUAGUACAUAAAGUAAUCUGGAACUUUAGGCAAUACAGGGCAAAGUUACAUCGUCUUUCUAACAUUUGCUGAUUCA